Molecule: messenger RNA, 2034 nt
Organism: Oryza sativa Japonica Group (Japanese rice)
Lineage: Eukaryota; Viridiplantae; Streptophyta; Magnoliopsida; Poales; Poaceae
Source: RefSeq, a predicted model, not a curated record
CGCGGAGCGACAGAGGUAGUGGUGAGAAGAAUCAAGGAGUGCCCGAUAUUUUUAUCUUUCGUCGAGUGUCCGAGUAGGAGUGUUUUCGCUGUGUACACGCCGACGUGGGUCCAUAGAAAAUCAGAAAAUGCCUGGGCAAAUCUCAUGUGCACGGUGCACGGCAUGACGUGGCAGACCGAGCGCACGCACGUUGCUCCACCCCCACGCCGGCCCCACGUGUCAGCGAGCCAGCCAGGCCCAUCGCUGCCCUUCCUUCUAACCCGCGGAGAGCGAAUGAACCAAGCCGCCUUCGUUUUUUUCUUUCUUCCCAGACUUUUUCUCCAAGUUCAACUCCGCCUCCUCCCUCCUCCCUCCCCCCGAUCUCGGGAGCCAUGUCGUGGCGGUGGGCUCUCGCGCGGCGCGUCGCCGCGCUGGGCGCGACGAGCGGCGGUGGGGACGGCGCCACCGCCCAGGCGCAGCGGCUCUUCUCCUCGGCGGCUGCCCUCCUCGGGAGGCACCCUCCACCGCCGUCGCCGCCGCACUACCAGAUUCGGAGCAAGGUGGUGGGUUGCAGAGGAGCUACUUUCGUGAGCUCGCGAUGGUUACAUGAUGCUCAGUACCAGGUUCGCCAGGAUGGGUUAUCAAGGUCUGAGGAACAGCAGGAUCCAUUUGAGUUGGUUGCUGAUGAGUUGUCACUUCUUGCAAAUAGGCUACGAUCCAUGGUAGCUGCUGAGGUCCCCAAACUGGCAUCAGCUGCUGAGUAUUUUUUUAAGGUGGGAGCUGAGGGUAAAAGAUUCAGACCCACGGUAUUAUUGUUGAUGGCAUCAGCUCUGAAAUUCCCCUUAUCAGAUUCAACAGAAGUGGGAGUUUUAACUAUACUGGCAAAUAAGCUCCGCACGAGACAGCAAAAUAUUGCCGAGAUAACUGAAAUGAUUCAUGUUGCAAGCCUUCUACAUGAUGAUGUACUGGAUGAUGCUGACACUAGGCGUGGCGUCAGUUCGUUGAAUUGCAUUAUGGGGAACAAGCUUUCUGUUCUGGCUGGUGACUUCCUCCUGUCUAGAGCAUGUGUGGCACUUGCAGCGCUUGGGAACACAGAGGUGGUAUCUCUAAUGGCUACUGCUGUAGAACAUCUAGUUACUGGUGAAACCAUGCAAAUCUCCACAAGUAGAGAGCAAAGGCGAAGUAUGGAUUACUACUUGCAGAAGACGUACUACAAAACAGCAUCAUUGAUAUCAAAUAGCUGCAAGGCUGUCGCUAUUCUUGCAGGGCACACUGCUGAUGUGUCAAUGCUCGCAUAUGAAUAUGGUCGAAACCUGGGUUUAGCCUUCCAGUUGAUCGACGAUGUUCUUGAUUUCACAGGCACUUCUGCAUCCCUUGGGAAGGGUUCAUUAACUGAUAUCCGUCAUGGAAUCAUUACCGCACCUAUGCUUUAUGCGAUGGAAGAAUUCCCACAACUACAUGAAGUUGUUGACAGGGGUUUUGACAAUCCUGCAAAUGUUGAGCUUGCUCUUGACUACCUACAGAAGAGCCGCGGGAUUGAAAAGACGAAAGAGCUUGCAAGAGAACAUGCUAACCGUGCAAUCAAAGCCAUAGAAGCUCUCCCAGACAGCGAUGAUGAAGAUGUUCUGACAUCAAGGCGUGCUCUUAUUGACAUCACAGAGAGAGUCAUCACUAGAACAAAAUAGCAACUGUUAGCAUUCACAAGGUGGAGAACUGGAGAUAAGGCUGAUUUUCGCCACAGGCGUGGUGUUCCACAUGGAAAUUUUUGUACACUUUGGUCAUUGCAUUCUUUUUCAUUGUCCAAGUUUUGUGUAGCGUGGAUCAAAAUUAGGAUCUGAAUCUAUGGAUCGGUAUUCCUCAGGAUCACCCCCACUCUGCAGCUCUAGUGUUCUUAGUUACGGGUUGCAGCAAAAUCUGUGCAUUAGUAUUACUGAUUGCAAUUAUCACCAGACUGUAGCACUGUAGCCAUAUAAGUGGAAGCUUGAAACAUAAUAUACGAGGAAAAUGGAUCGGCUCUCCUAUCAUGAGAGCACGAUUUCGAUAUGUUUCCCUACA